UGUCUUAUGGAUAUGAACAGAUCACACUAAGAAAAUGAGAAAAGAAUUAAAACAUAUUUGAAAAUUAAUUGACCUACCAAUAGGAGAAGUCUAGAAGAAUCCAGUCUAAUUCCCUAUGCAUCAUGAAGAAAACCAGUUCUUUAUGGAACAGCGAGAGUGGUUCAAUUUCCAUAGAAAGAAGCUCCAACAAGGGAAAUCUACAAACUAUGUUGGAUGAAGGGGAAUAUGCUCCUUUCACAUCUGUUCCUAUGUUAGAAAGCAAUUUUAUUCAGGUCAAUAGGAGAGGAGAAUCUGUGUAUCUUCAUAACCGAGCCAACUGGGUGACUGUAGGCAUCUGUGCUUCCAGCCCCAAUCUCAGUUUUCCCAAUGUGAUGUUACUGGCACACCUUGAAUCUAACAGCAAGAAGGAGGAUGAGCCAACAGUUGAUGAUUUCUUGAGCCCCACCUCUGAAGUUCAACUGGUGCUCAGCAGGGUUCUCCCCUUGCAGUUUGUGACUAUUUCUGUUCAUGAUGCUCCGAAAAUGUGCCUCAAAGUAAAGUUGGUGAGUGGACGAGCCUACUAUCUUCAGCUCUGCGCCCCCUCACAUAAACAAGAUGUUCUAUUCCAACAAUGGAUUGAGCUCAUCUCUCUCUUGAAGUCUACUACUGCUUUUACAGUAGGCCGAAAAGUUUCAAAAGUCCAUGAGAACAUUGACAAAAUGACCAAUGCUGAGGAUGAUAUUCAAAUAAACAAUGAAAUAAGUGAGCAGCUUGUGUAUUUACAAGAUUCAGAAAGUGAUACUAUCCUUGAGAAUAAACCAUCUAAUAAUAUCACAAUCUCUGAAGUAGCUUUUGAAGAAUGUGAGAGUAAAUCAGAACUGAAUAAUCAAACCAACUUGAAAGAAAGUGAAACUAUUAUACAAAAAGAGAUAAAUGAUCCUGACCAUGAUGAAAAGAAGAUUGUAGUUUCAGAGCCAGCUACUAAAGCAGAAGGGUUCAGGGAUUCCAGAAAUGAUUUACUCACUUCAGGCUUGUAUAGUUUUUCAAUUUUCCCUCUGAUUAGCCUUUCUUUUCCCUUUUCUACAUUUCUCUAAAUCAUUUCAUGUUCUUCUACAUUUUCUCACAUUCACACUGUAUUGCUCCUGCACUCCAACAAAAGAUAACAGUGAGUAAAAUGAAUUUUUAACCUCUCAUUCUAUCAAAUUCAGAUUUAUUUUAGCCUAAAAUAUGAAUAAUCUUUUGAUGCUCACAAAGAAGAAUCCAAAGUAUUAGCUGCUUUCUACUAUUAGCAAAAAACACAACUAUCACUACUUGUUCAUAUCUGAUACAUAUUAGUUACAUCACCAGGAAAAUCUUUAGCUGGCUCAUCUCACAUCUUUCAGUUUUUUAAUGAGUUACAUUUUCACUCUCACGAGAGGACUGAAAAGCUACUUAUAAUACAAGUGGCACUUCACAUACUUUGUUUUUAUGAAGAAGAAAUAAGGCAUAGUGUCCAGUAUGAUUAUCUUCCUAAAUCUCUCAUUCUUACUCUUUUGAUUUCCUAGUCUUCUCUUCUUUAUUUUCCUUUAUUUAUUCACAGUGAAUGUGAAGGGCAAAAUUAUCAGGUGUAAUUGAUAUUUCUCAACAAGACGGAUUGAAAUGGAGCUGGCAACCAAAGACAGUUAGAAGAGGGAGGAAAUGACUUACAAAUUCUGGCAGUGUACCCACUCUUUCUUCCCUCUUUACUUUUCUUAAAUAUUAAAAAAUUUUAAAAACUUGAAA
Messenger RNA from Antechinus flavipes (yellow-footed antechinus), 1740 nucleotides. RefSeq names its product golgi associated RAB2 interactor family member 2 (gene GARIN2). Gene Ontology annotation, cellular component: nucleus. The record is from RefSeq and is a predicted model, not a curated record. The transcript is spliced from 7 exons. The coding region runs from base 123 to 1073 and encodes 316 amino acids. NCBI's taxonomy places the organism in Eukaryota, Metazoa, Chordata, Mammalia, Dasyuromorphia, Dasyuridae.